AUGGAUUAUUCACAGUUAGGGGUUUUAAUAGUUGGUGUUACUAUUAUAUUAUCUUACAAACAUAUCAGGUUAUUAAUUAGUAAAUUUACUAGUGGUAAACAAGUCAAGGAAAAGGUUUCAAGUAAUGAAAAGAAACAACCAUUAUAUGGAUCAGAUGAACCAUUACCUGAACCAACUCCAUUGAUGAUUACACCAGAACAAGUAGAAAAUUAUGAUGAUAGACCAUGGAGACCAUUUAGAUGGCCAUAUCAUCAAACUAUGUCAAUUUUUAAGUUGGAUAUAAAUCAUUGGUUAGAUAUGGAUAAAUAUUAUAUUCAUUAUAUUAAAGAAAAGGAAAGAAUUAGACAUAAAUAUGGUAAAGAAAAUUUUGAUUGGUUACCUGAAGGUUACGAUGCUUGUUUUGAAUUAAUGGAAACUGUUGUUAAUCAUUUAGUUAAAAGAUAUCCAUUAUUAUUUACUGUUUUACAAGAUGGUGAUUAUGAGUCUGGACAAAAUGGUUGUGGCAAAAUAAUUAGAAAUGAAAUAACAAAAGAAGUUUUAGAUAUGACAUUACCUUUAAAAGAUCAUCCAUUGAUUUAUGUUUCUAAAUUAGCUAAAGAGGAUUUCUAUGUAGUUUUAAAGAAUCCAAAAGAUGGGUUACACUAUUUGGUUGCAGCAGCUGUUCCAUUUCCAGGAGGGACAUUUUCCAUUGAUAAAAAGAUUGGUAAUCAUAUUGAUACUAUUCAUGCCGAAGUUCCUUAUUAUAAAGAAAAAUUGAAGAAAUCAAUGGAAAGAUGGCUUCAUAGAAUGAAACCAAAUGAACCUGUUGAAAGAGCAAGUUGGUAUAUUACAUGGGAUGUUAAUUUAAAAGUUAAUAGCGUCUAUCAAAUUCCAGAAUUUAGACCUAAUUUGGAAGCAGAUAUGAAAUCAACUGAUCCUAAACAUUUUAAUGUUAGAAUUGAAAGACAAACAUUAAGAAGAUUACCCAAAUCGCAAGCAAUUAUAUUUACUAAUCAUCCAGUGUUUUAUUCUUUGGAAGAAAUGCAAGAUGAACCAAUGAUUCCUUCAUUAUUAAAGAAAAUAUUAUAUGAAGGACCAGAAGAUAUUUUAAAAUAUAAGAAUAUGCCAUUAAUAAGAGAUCAUCUUGUGGGAUAUCUUGAUGAAUUAAUUCAAAAACAAAAAGAUUUAAAAAUCAUUGAUGAUGAAACUCCACUUAAAACUCAACCAACUUAUCCUUUUGCUCAUUGGGUUAAAACUGAUUUUGAUUACAUCAAUGGAUGGAAUAAUCCAAGCCCUGCAUAUGAUAAAAAUCAAAUGAAAACUGAUCUCUACAAACAUAAGCCAUUGGCAGAAAAUGAAUAG
Messenger RNA from Candida tropicalis MYA-3404, 1341 nucleotides. RefSeq lists its product as uncharacterized. The coding region runs from base 1 to 1341 and encodes 446 amino acids. Lineage: Eukaryota; Fungi; Ascomycota; Pichiomycetes; Serinales; Debaryomycetaceae. The transcript has a single exon. The record is from RefSeq and is a predicted model, not a curated record.